Molecule: messenger RNA, 5164 nt
Organism: Ceratitis capitata (Mediterranean fruit fly)
Lineage: Eukaryota; Metazoa; Arthropoda; Insecta; Diptera; Tephritidae
Exons: 7
Coding region: 590-5119 (1509 amino acids)
Source: RefSeq, a predicted model, not a curated record
GGCUCGUUCGAAAUCAAUCAGUGAAAACAUUUCUUGGAAAAUAUAGGAAACUCGGGCGAAAAAGCAGCUUUCAAAUUAGAUUUUCGUUCAAAAAAACAGAUUACAACAAAUAAAUUUCAAGUUUUUUAAUAAUUAAUUAGUAUUUUUGUACUAUUGUUAAUUAAUAAAACGAAUAACAGAAUACCAACUAUCAUAAUAGAAGCCGUUAUAUGUUUUUUUUGUGAAAAAAGCUUGCAAUUCCAAAACUACGCACACAACCACGCACUAUUUUUUUUUUUUUUUAAUAAAAGCAAGAACAACUACGAUUAAAACGAUUUUUGUAAAGAAAUACGAUAUAGUAUACGUACAAAUAAAAAAACAACAACUAACUAAGACAAAAAAUAAAACAAACGAGCUAAAAACACAAAAACAAGAAGAAGAAGAUCAAAAACUGAGUUUCAAAACUGCCGGCAAAGGAGCAAAGGAGCAACCAGAUUCGAGCAUUGUGCAAAUAUAACUACAUUCCUCGGCCCCAAGCAUUUUAAAAACCCUAAUAUCGUUAUUAGAAUUUCUAAAAUAGCAAGAGGAGACUUCCCGUCAACAAACAAAAAUGGCAUACUCAACCCAAAAAGAAUUCUUCCAUGUACCUUUCAUGAACGAGACGGUCGACUAUGAGUGCCUCAAGGCUUGCGUCAAGCUAAAGACCUAUCAGUCGACCAUCGAUGAUCGCUCAUGGGCCAUGGACGAGUCGCUGCAAUCGAGAUUCCUUUCAGAUUUGAUCACCUGUCAAACGCCGGUCGGUGGAUUUGGUGAUGGCAAUGACGAGGAUGAGGACGAUAGUAAUGAUACAGAAUCCGUUGGUACAAGUCGAGCUCGACGCCGCGGUACUGGUGCAGGUCGUCUUGGUGGUGGGCCAGGUAGGCGUAUGAAGCGCGGAGCUGAUUUUACUGAAAAGGGUUAUACCAGUGGAAUGGCUAUGAGUGAUGAUCAGGGUGCGGGUUUGAGCGGUGGUCCCGGGGGCGGUUCUGGUGGCGGUCCAGGAGGUGGUCGAGGUGGUGCUGGUCCAGGCGGUGCUGAUGGUAGAGGCGGUAAAGCCGGUCUCGUUACAGCUGACAGUGUUCUUGCAUGUGCCACUGAACAAAUGGGUCGUAUGGAAGAUCUGUUAUUACACAAGAAGAAUCUUGAAAAGCAAUUGGAAGUGUCGAAUGAACGCUUAAGAGUAGCAAGCUUGGAAAACGACAAGAUUAAAGCCAUAAUGAGUAGUAAAUUUGAUAGCAAUCAUUCGAAAGACUUCCACAAUAAAAUACAAAAGCUGACCUCUAGUGGCAAAAUCAAUAAGGGUGAGGAAAAUGAGCUCAUACAAAUCUAUAAUAAAUUCGAGGAUAUGAGUAAGGCCUAUGAAAUAUUACAAGCUGAGAAUGUCUAUCUGAAACGUUUGAUGGAGAAAUUAUCGUAUCGCGCCAACUUCGAAACACUUAAAAUGGAGCCGGAAAAGAGCAACGAUGUUGGAUUCCUACAGAACGAAGUGAACAAAUUGCGCAAAGAAGUCUCCAUUUUGCGUAAAUUUGAAGAUGAGAAAUUGAAGAGUACAAGGGAUACCAAUCGGAAUAAAAUGACUGAUCAGGACGCUGAUAAUCUUAAGGCGAUUAUUAAGGAGCGUAAUGCAUUGCGGGAGAAAUGCAAGACUUUCAAAGAUCUCGAAACGAAGGUACACGAGUUGCAGAAGAUAGCCAAGGAGGCAGAUAAAAUGUCUGAUAAUUUGUCGGACGAUUUGGAUAAGCAAUCUAAGUAUAUUCAUAAUAUGGAGAAUGAGAUGAAAGACAUGCAAGAAUAUUAUGAAGACCAAAUGGGAAAGUUGAAAUUCAACGAAGAACUGCUAAAGUGUCAAUUGGAGGAGAUGAAGGAGGAUUUAAUUCGGGCCAGAUGUUGUGCACAAAAAGCCGAAUGUCUGCAGAUGGAAAUUGCUACCUUGCGGAAUGAACUCAUGCGACGUGAUCUUGCGCUAAGCGAUUAUGACUGUCAGUACAAGCAAUUGAUGAAUGUGAUCGACGAGCUGCAGGGAAAUGCCAUACAAAAUCUACAUGACACGCAAACUCAGACCUGUACGGAUUAUAUGGACGAUUUGACUUUCUUUGCUCGUGCCACUUUGGAUGAAAUCAAAAAGGAGAUAAAGAAACGUGGCGGGGAUGGUGAUAAAAUCGGUGGUGGAUUCUUCGCUGGUUCUGCUAUUACGGAUGGCCUUAGUCCCGAGGAAUGUUGCACAGAACUACGACGUUUACACGAAGUGGUAAAGCAAAUGUCAAAACAAAAUGAAUAUUUGCAAAAUAAUUUGAAAAAAGCUGCUGAAGAAAUGUGUGCGGAUGCGUUGAAAAGAUUGACAGAAAUGGAAGAAAAAUACAACAACUUGAAGCACGAUAAGGAUGCUCUUAAUAUGCGUACUGUGGAUAAACUGAAUGAGUUUUCAGACCGUGUGGAUAAAAUGGGCACCGAUGUUGGCAAAGCCGCUUUGGAAACGGCUGACAUGGAAAAAGACCUGAAGGAAUCAAUGAAAUUGGUGAGAGAUAUAAGCGACAUGCAGUUAAAGAAUGCGCAAUUGACAAAUGCGGUUAAUGCUCUAACUACACGGGAUGAUCAGAAAUUAAUUGACGAUCUAAGGAGGCAAUUACUGGAAGAACAAGCCCGAAAUAAGAAAUGCCAAGAAGAAAAUAAUGUUCUAAGGGAACUUUUAGAAAAACGUGGCAUUGAUCCAUACUUAGCGGCGAAAGACAUCGUAAAAGAGACCGGUGAUGGACUGAGGAUGGGGAGUCCUGGCGUCGACUUAGCUAUUCGAAGUGGCCUUACUGGUGUGGAUCAAGUUGGAAUACCAGAUGCAGUUAGGGUAGAAAGAACUGUCGGUCCAGCUGGUGGCCAUGAUGCCAGUAGGACAGGUGGCCCUGGUGCAAGUCAAGCUGGUGGCCCUGAUACUGCCGGAGCAGUUGGCCCUGAUACUUCUAGAGCAGGUGGUACUGAUGCUGUCAAAGCUGGGGGUCCUAGCACUGUCAGAGAAGGUGGCCCUGGUGCAGGUCAAGUUAGAGGACCUGAUGCUGCAAGAGCGGGUGGACCUGGUGCACCUGAAGCUGUAGGUCCUGGUACAGGUCAAGCUGAUGGUCCUAACGCUGCUAGAGUAGGCGGCCCUGCUGGUGGACCGGAUGGUACAAGAGUUGGUCCAGAUCCUGCUGGUGACACUGAUGUCGUUAGAGCAGGUAGCCCUGGUGCCGGCCAAGCUGAAGGCCCUGGUGCGACAAGAGCAGGUGAACCAGGUGCACGCGAAGCUGGAGGUCCUGAUGCUAGUAGAAGAGGGGCUCCUGACGCCGCUAAAGCAGGCGGUCCUGCUGGAGGCCCUGCUGCUGGACAGGUUGGAGGCCCUGCUGCUGGCCAGGCUGGAGGCCCUGAUGCUGUAAGAGCAGGAGGUCUCGCUGGAGGACCUGGUGCUGACCAGGCUGGUGGUGCUGAUGCUGCUAGAGUAGCUGGUCCCGUUGGUGGACCUGAUGUUGCAAGAUCUGGUAGUCCUGGUACAGGUCAAACCGAUGCUGCUCGAACGGGUGAUGCAGAUGCUACCAGAGCUGGUGGUCCUGCUGCUGGCCCAACUGGUAGAGCCGAUGCUGUUAGGGAAGGUGGUCCUGGCGCAGGACAAGUUAGCGAUGCUGAUGCAACUAGAGCAGGUGCUCCCGGGGCAGGACAAGUUGGAGGCCGUGGUGCAGGUCAAGUUGGAAGUCCUGGUGCAGGGCUAGUUGGAGGUCCCGGUGCAGAUCAAGGUGGAGGUCCCGGUGCAGGCCAAGGUGGAGGUCCCGGCGCAGGACAAGUUGGAGGUUCUGGUGCAGGUCAAGUUGGAGGUGCCGGUGCACAAAAAGUUGGAGGUCCUGGUGCAGGUCCAGUUGGAGGUCCUGGUGCAGGUCCAGUUGGAGGUCCUGGUGCAGGUCCAGCUGGAGGUCCUGGCGCAAGUCAAGCUGUAGGUCCUGGUGCAGGGCAAGUUGGAGGCCCUGGUGCUGGUCAAUUUGGUGGACCUGAUACUACCAGAGCAGGUGGCCUUGGUGUUGGUGAGCCGGGUAGACCAGAUGAUGGAAGAGGUGGUGGACCGAAUGCUAGUGAACUUGGAGGAUCAGGUGCAGGUAGAAGUGGUGGUCCUGAAGCUGAAGGUGGUCCCGAUAGAGCCCAACGAGUUGGUCCCGGGGGAAUAAGAUCUGAAAGUAGCCCGGGAAGACCGCGACGAGGAGGUACACCAGGAGAAAGAGGUAGUGUGGGUGACGACUAUUCUGAUCGCCCAGAUGGUGGAGAUGGCCUUGGCGUUGGGGGCGGAACAGGUAGGGGUAGAGCCGCUGUUAGAACUGAAAAAGGUGAUGGAGUAGGCGGAGCUGGUGCUGGAGGCAGAGGACCCAGUCGUAGAGGUGAUCUGAGUGCUGUUGGUGGGGGUGGUGGAAGGAGCCGCCGAGGAAAGGGCGCUGAAGGGCCGGGUGAUGAUGCUUUCGAACGAUUCAUCGACUCUAAUGCAAAUGCAAUGAUGACAAAUAUAAGAGCUGGAAGUGCGCUCGAAAAAGAGUUGAGAGCAAUAUUGAACGCAUUUAUGAUGGAAUGUGGUUUUUGUUUCUGCAAAAGCCUCGUGCCUAAAAGUAAAUUCUAUGCACUUUGCCACAAACUACUGCAUAACGGCAUACAAUGCAUGGCCUUUCGUGAUUUAGCUUAUAUGCAUAGAAAAAUAUUCAUGGCCGCAGACAAACUUCAUCCAGGCUGCUUAUUGGACAUGAUACUUACCGAGUUGGGUUUCAAAGAUGGCGACGCUUUCAAGUGUUGCCAAUGCAAGAAUGCGCUCUGUUGCAGUAACUCCGAAGAAAUGCUUAAAGAAAAGGUGAGCAAAUUGGAGCGAGAUAUUGAAAUGGCGAAGGAGUAUCUAGACAGCUUGAAGGCACAACCAAAAUCACACAGAAAUCCCUAUACUGCAAGUGGGAGGAAGACAUACCGUCAAGUAGAAGACAGUUAUUCAGACGUUGUAGAGGAGCUGUUAACGUGUCGAGAAACUAGGCCGCCCUCUAUAUCCAAAACACACAGUAAACAAAUGAAAACUCUAAAGGCCCGCAUCAUGAAAUGCUCCGAAUUGUUGCGGUGAUUCAUUGGUUAUGUUUAUGUUGCAUUUCCUAUACGUUUAUGGCUA